Nicrophorus vespilloides is the source of this 1015-nucleotide messenger RNA. RefSeq lists its product as uncharacterized. The record is from RefSeq and is a predicted model, not a curated record. Lineage: Eukaryota; Metazoa; Arthropoda; Insecta; Coleoptera; Silphidae. The transcript has 3 exons. Bases 264 to 620 code for a protein of 118 amino acids. Gene Ontology annotation, molecular function: protein binding.
CACUGAUCUCACUGUAGUUAGGUUGUCAGAGUGCAAGAGAAAUUUGUUCUUGUGUUUAUACAUAUUCAGUGAUAUUCCAUCUGCGUUUUGGUUUCUACGUUUUAACAAAUAUUUUUAAAUCAUAACUAUAUAUAACAAUUUUAUAUACACGUUACGGAAAGCAACGUAAGGUUAAUUAAGGGCGAGACAAGCUGAAAAGCGAUUAUUACAAUUAAACAUAUAAAUUAGUGAAUUACCUACAAAGAGAAAUAUAAACAGCAAUCAUGGCUAAAAUGGCAUUUCAACAUCAAGCAGGAACUGCAAUGGAAUGCUUGAGUAUUCCAAUUACAUUGCACAAAGAUGUAGAUGGAGAAAACCUUAUUUGUGGAUUCAAAAUAGGUGGUGGCAUAGACCAGGAUUGUAGGAAGAGUCCUCAAGGAUACACAGAUAAUGGAAUUUAUGUGACUGAGGUUCAUGAUUCAAGCCCAGCAUCUAGAAGUGGCCUUCGGGUGCAUGACAAAAUAUUGCAGUGCAAUGGCUAUGAUUUUACAAUGGUUACCCAUAAGAAGGCUGUUAGCUAUGUGCAAAAACACACUGUACUUAAUUUACUUGUAGCCCGUAAAGGAGUCACAUCAACUUAAAUAUAAGUUUAUAUACAAACAUUACAAAAGACAUUCCAUGACCCAAGUUUUCAGUAUUAGAAAUGAUUGUGUCAUAGUUACCAAAUAUUCCAAUAUGUGCACCAUGUGUGUUUUAGCGCUUCAUGUUUACUGUUUCUUUACAAAUUGUUCAAAAAUAAAUGUUUUACAGAUCAUUAAAGGCUAUAUACUAUUUUAGGAGAAUAUAAAAAAAAGUAAAUAGUCUAAUCAAUGAGGAAUGUAAUAAAGCCAUUGUAUUGUGUAUGUGAUUUAUGGUUAUGAACAUUAUUUAGAAAAAUAUAUAGUAUACAGCAUAAAUAAGCCAAAAAAAAAAGAACAUUUGUCUGUUCAGGCAAUUUGCUGACCAAAUAUUACAAAUAAAAUGUUAUAUGACCAAA